This is a messenger RNA of Theileria equi strain WA, 1131 nucleotides long. RefSeq names its product ethanolamine-phosphate cytidylyltransferase, putative. Gene Ontology annotation, molecular function: ethanolamine-phosphate cytidylyltransferase activity. The transcript is spliced from 3 exons. Gene Ontology annotation, cellular component: cytoplasm. NCBI's taxonomy places the organism in Eukaryota, Apicomplexa, Aconoidasida, Piroplasmida, Theileriidae. The record is from RefSeq and is a predicted model, not a curated record. The coding region runs from base 1 to 1131 and encodes 376 amino acids. Gene Ontology annotation, biological process: phosphatidylethanolamine biosynthetic process.
AUGGUAGGGCCUGAGCAGCUGAGGGACUCUAGAAUCUACGUCGACGGUGUAUUCGAUCUAAUCCAUUGGGGACAUUUAAACGCUCUCCGCCAAUCGCAUGAAUUAGGAGGUAAAGUCGUUGUAGGAGUCGUCUCAGACGAAGAAACCAACAGAGCAAAGGGAAUCUACCCAAUCUACAGCCAGGAAGAAAGAGCAGAACUCGUUAAAGGCUGCAAAUGGGUUGACGACGCCAUCGUUGGCACACCGUAUGACGUAUCGCUAAACUUUUUACACAAUGUAGCAAAAUGCGACGUUGUUGCCCAUGGCGACGAUAUCGCUAUCGGAAGCAGUGGGAAGGACUGCUACGAAGAACCCAAAAAUGCAGGAAAAUUUGUCUACUUUAAACGCUCAUGUGGAGUGAGCACAUCUACAACGUUGUUUCGCUUGAUAGAGGCGCUCGAGAGCGAACGCUUUUCUCACCUGGGAGAGCUCGAAAGAGGAAUUUCCGUGGAUUUUGAACAAUGUUUGAGGAGAAACGAAGAGGAAAUGAUAAACGAGGGGUUUUUAGAAGAAGACAACGAGACUAAAAGAACUAUUCGCUAUCCCAGAUGUUGCAUGAGUGCGAACCUCUUUGGAAAGUUCAUCCCAAAUAUUCCCAGACCACCAAAUGGGCGCAUUGUUUAUGUAGAUGGAAGUUUUGAUGUCUUCCACAAUGGGCAUCUGCGAUUAUUGGAAAAAGCAAAGGCGAUGGGAGACUAUCUAGUUGUAGGAAUCUAUGAUGAUCAAACUGUUCGGACACUCAAAGGAUCCCCGUUUCCCUUUACAAAUCUCUUGGAUCGCGCACUCAUUGUUUCAGCAAUGAAGUAUACUGAUGAUCUCAUUCUAGGGGCUCCCUAUAUUAUCACUCGCUCAUUCAUCAAGACCAUGGGAAUCACCCUAGUCGUAGCUGGAACUUCAGAUGAUAAUAGUCUAAUUAGAAAAAAGCUCAACCCACACAAAGACCCAAAGGAGCUUGGAAUCAUGCACUAUAUAGACUCUGGUUCAUCAACAACUAGCAUGGAUAUCAUCAAACGAGUAUCAAAGAGGAUGAAACACAUUAGGGAAAACAUUUCUAACCGCUAUAAACGUGAAAAAAUGAAUGGAACACACUAA